Molecule: messenger RNA, 1526 nt
Organism: Brachypodium distachyon (stiff brome)
Lineage: Eukaryota; Viridiplantae; Streptophyta; Magnoliopsida; Poales; Poaceae
Product: polygalacturonase ADPG1
Exons: 1
Coding region: 137-1360 (407 amino acids)
Biological process (GO): anther dehiscence; pectin catabolic process; fruit dehiscence
Molecular function (GO): polygalacturonase activity
Source: RefSeq, a predicted model, not a curated record
CGCCUCCCAGCCCCCCUACAACUUCAUCAAUCCAUCACUCCUGCAAUCCUCCUCCCAGCAAUCAAAUUAACACCAAGCUAGGCAAAGUCGCACUUACAAGCUCCUUCGGUUCAUAUUCUUAAUUUACUAAAAAUUAAUGGCGUCGAUCAUGACCAAGCUCGUAUGUUCGGCCCUGAUCGUGUUGUUCUUGCUUUCCAGGAGCAACGCCAGCUCGGUCAACACCUCAGUCGAGUUCAGCAUCGACAACUACGGCGCCCGUGGCGACGGGAAGCACGACGACACGGAGGCACUGGCCAAGGCAUGGACCGCCGCCUGCUCCUCUUCACGCCCCGCCGUCCUGCUCGUUCCCAAGGGCAAGACCUACCUGCUCAAGUCCAUCACUCUCUCUGGCCCAUGCAAAUCAAACCUCGUCUUCAUGGUGAAGGGUACUCUGGCUGCUCCCCGGAGCCUGUCGGACUGGAGCGAGGAAAACAGGAGGCACUGGAUCGUGCUCCAUGGGAUCAAUGGCCUUACAGUCACCGGUGGUGGCACCAUCAAUGGCAACGGCGAGCUCUGGUGGAAGAACUCGUGCAAGACCAACAAGGCUCGGCCAUGCAAGCAGGCUCCCACGGCUCUCACAUUUCACCUGUGCAGCAAUUUGACGGUCGAGAACCUGAAAAUCGUCAACAGCCAACAGAUCAAUAUGUCUGUCGAGGACUGCAGCGACGUGCAAUUGGCCCGUCUCUCCAUCACGGCACCUGGCACGAGCCCAAACACCGAUGGCAUCCACAUCACCCGCAGCAAAGAUGUGCAAGUGAGAGAUUGUGUCAUCAGGACCGGGGAUGACUGCAUGUCGAUCGAAGAUGGAACUCAUAAUCUUCAUGUCACGAAAGUUGUGUGUGGUCCGGGCCACGGAAUCAGCAUCGGAAGCUUAGGAGAUGAUAACUCCAGAGCCGAGGUUUCUGGUAUUUACAUCGACACGGUACAGUUAUAUGGCACGACCAACGGAGCCCGCAUCAAGACAUAUCAAGGAGGAAGCGGAUACGCUAAGGAUAUCGUAUUCCAGAACAUCAUCAUGGACAACGUGCAAAACCCAAUUAUUAUUGACCAGAACUACUGCGACUCGGCUAAACCAUGCAAGAACCAAGAGUCGGCGGUGGAGAUUAGCAACGUGGUCUUCAAGAACAUCAGGGGGACAACCAUGUCCAAAGACGCCAUCAAGUUGGACUGCAGCAAUAGUGACUCCUGCACCGACAUUGUCUUGGAGAACAUCGACCUGAAAAUGGAGGGUGGCAAUGGUGAGACACAAAGCACCUGCCAGAACGCAAAAUGGAGGAAAUCAGGAAAUGUCACUCCACAACCUUGUGAAUUCAAGAACUAAAGAGGAUAGUUGGAUUUUGAACAGUUUUGUAACAUGUAAAAAGAUUGUAUAUAAAUCCAGAUAGUCUGAGCCAUGCCUGCAUAUAUAUAGAGUUCAUUCUUUUUCUAUUAGAAAUGUGCAAUAUAUAUGUAUUUACCUGGUGCAAUUAACAAUUUAUUUGAAGUCA